AUACUUUUAAGAAAACCACAAACAAUAUUUGACAUGACAGUUUUUAUCAUUUAAGAAAAAAUCUAGAUUCCGAGUUGGUAAAAAUCCUCUGUACUGUAGUUCAUAAUACCAGACAGAUUGCUUUUGCUGCUGCUUGGCAUUGUCAAGAAUAAUACUUUUUCCUCACAGCUCAGACAUAACAGUGCAAAGCCGGCAGUCUUCAUCAGCGUCUAAAAUAAUCCUGUGGUAAAAGUGAGGGUGAAAGCCUGCAGCGACACCUCGUAUACGUGUAAUGGCAUCAAUUUAAAGUGUGACCUUCUCAGUCUGGUGAGCUGCUCUCAAAAAAAGCACAAUUAAAGCUCAGCAGUCAGGGUCACAGUGAAAACCAAAGCCACAUUAUUCAAUAAGUGGUUUUGAAGAGUUUGUCUCCAAAAACUCAUUUCAAGCAUCAACCGAACCAUACUGCACAAAAAAGUACUAAAAGUAGGGUGCAUGUGUGCCACAACUCAUCAGUAAUCUGAAAACUGAGUUUGAGGAGGACAAAUAGCUGCUGAAGUGGUUCAGAGAUGAACGAUAAAUGGUGUGUACCUACAUGUAUACAGUGGUUAACUACUUUCCCAGAAGGCCCAAGUCUCAGUCCCAUUCAUCCAUGCCCACACAUUCACACACUGAUGGUGGCUCUGCUGCCUAAGGCUGGUGCCAACGCAUGACCAUCAGGAGCAAACCUGAACAGGGACGCUUGAACGCAUGGGCGGGUAGGGCGGUUUGACAUGCAGGGAUCCAUUCCUAGAACUGCAUGUGUGUGGACGUAACAGGCGGGAACCGAGCCUGCGAUCUUGCAAUCCGAAGUUGACCGCUGUUGCCAUGCACAACGGUCACCCCGCAAGAUGAGCCACAAAAAAGGAAAUGUUGUUUACCUUUUGGCAUAUUCCUUCAGGGGUUGCCACGGCGAAUGAGCUUUCACUGAUUCACACAGGUGUUUUGGCAGAGAUUUUUAAAACAAAUGGCCCUCCUGACACGACCCUUUAUUUUAUCCGAGCUAGGGACCGGCACAGGGGGACCCAGACUGGGGCCCCCUUGUGACUACAUAGGCAGUAGAGAGAAGGGUCUUGCCCAAGGACCCACAGUAGAUGACCCUCAUCAAACAACUUGGGAAUCAAACCCUGAUUUUCUGUGUGCCAGCUACCAGGCACAUGGAAGGCCAUGUUACACAGCCACUACAUACAUUUGGCUCAGAUUGCACGGAUGAAAAUUGUUCAAAUAUUAAUAUAUGAGGAAAAAGAGAGAAAAGUUGUGGUCUUUCACUUUAAAUUUUCAAAGAUGUAUCACAAAUGAACCAUGUUAAAAUCAUGGAUGAAGUAGGAAGAAACCACACAAAGAACAUGUAAGUCAACAUAAAAGCCAAAUCUGGCCCAAAAUUCGUGUGUCAGUUCUAUAAUUUGAAUGUGUGUGUGCGUCUUAUACGUGAUAUUAUAGUUAUACAUUGGUAGUACAUGCUUGUAAUUAUUGCAUGUAAACGACAUGAAACACGCAUAAAUUGCUUAAUUCUCAGCAGACCAAAAAUUUUGAACAGCUCAAAACCGAAUUUACAUAAAGACCAUCGUCCGAAACCCGUGACAGACAUCUGCACACAUCAACGAAUGACGGAUGCAAGAAACCCUUAUGAACUAUGUAUGUCAUGCAUGUAUCACACUCACCCAAUCCAGGUCUCUUAUACAGUCAAUGAGUGGAACAGAGAGGAUGACUCCACCUCCAAAAAUAAAGUUAUUACAGGCAGAAAUGUAGUGAUAUGGGAACUGCACUCUUGUGCAUUACAUUCGUUUUUUUAUUUAAAUGUAUGCCAUACCUUUUCAGGGAAAGAUUUAAGAAAUUAUCAUUUGUCUAAUUUACAAUAAUAUUUUAAAAAAGAUUAUUAUUUUGUCCAGACUGAGGGAUCCUUGUCAAUGCCCAGCAUCCCAUAGUUGGUACAAGAAAGUCUGAGUCCAGCUCAGUUAAUUGGCACAUUUAAUUAAGGCUUCUUGGCUUUGGGUGGAGGCAACUGAUGCACAGCGAGUGACGAGUCAAGAACAUCACCAAAUGUUAGCUUGGAGGCAGAAGCUCUUCACAAAUGUCUGCUGGAUGCACAAGCUUUUCCAGAAAGAAAAAAAACCACCCAUUGUAUUUGUAUUAAUGCUGCAGAAGAAAAACCGAAAUCUCCUCAGUCUGCCUUAAAGCUCAAAGACCAACCUGCCCAUAGCUGUGAUUCAAGGCAGUGUGCAGGACCGAAUGAGAGGAAAACGACUGUUGCUAUGAAAAAAGGGAAAGUUAAGGAAAGCAGUCUGGAAGAAACCAUUCUGACAUCCAUUUCUGUGACUGCCUGAGUGUGAGGAGCCCACCCCACCUCAGCUGUGGUGAGGAGAGCCCAGCCCAGGCAGCCAGCAACCAGCGCGUCUGUGCCUACCAAUCGGCAUGCUCGGCUCAGGCGGUGUGCAUUGCUCUUCAGUCUCAGCAGCUGAAGCUGGGCGCAGGGGAACUGCGACGGCCGCGCCAAGCAUCUUCUCAGUGAUGGCUGCUGCUGAGCAACCGGGCUCCAGCUUCCACCAGCAGCACUGCGCAUAAGGCAACACACCCACCUUUGCCCUCCUGCCCUGAAGUGAGAGCGACGCCACCAUGUACAGCGUGGAGGACCUCCUCAUUUCACACGGAUACAAACUGCCCAAGAGCGGCCCCCCGUCUGCCACGCCUUAUGAAAAGCGCCCCGCCGACGGCCACCGCGAACUCGUGGAUAACAGGGCGGGCCGGGGGACCCUGAACGGGAAUGAGGCAGAGAGGGGGGCAUCUAUCACAGGCAUCUACGGCAGCAAGCAGGUGCUGGUGAAGGCCUACCCCACUGAUAACGAGAGCGCGGAAAGGAACCAGAGGAGAAAAGAAGCCGGCAUCGGUAUCCUAGGUGACGCUCAGCCCUUGGGUGAUUCUCUCGCCACAGAUAGUGGAUUCUACGAUGUUCCCAGUUUGACCUAUUCUGAACCUCUGAGCUACGAUGAGAGGGAUCUUUCCUACUGGCGGAGGCGAGGUCAGGACUUCAGCAUCCUUCUGGACUAUGCUGAUGGCAGGGAGCUAAGGGCCUCCGCUGGAGCCUGGAGGCCACAGGCCCUGAUCACUGCAGAGGAAUACAGAGCUGAGAGGCAAGCGCAACAGUUAUGGGAAGAUCUCUCCUGGUUAAGGGAUCCAGAAGCAGGCCCUGGUCAGCUCAGGGUGACUGGGGAAAGGAAGUGCCAAAGUCUUGGUACAGAGGACUGGAGGCCUGCUGUGGGUCUGGGGAGGCAGCUGUCGGAUGGGGACGGCGAAAGGUGGGCCAGAGAUCAGUAUCGUCUAAGGACACCUGAGGGUUUCUUUCAUCCUAGAACUAAAACAAAGUCUCAGUCUCUCCCCAGAGUUUUGUCCCCUGAUGGAACUGACAGCAGAGAGCUCAUUCCAUCAAGACCUAGCUUGCCGGAUAGACAAAGAUUAAGCAGCACUGUUUUCUCUGGACCCUACAGUCGGUAUGUUUAUGGUGGUGUAAGGGACAGAUGGAGUAGGAAUGCUGGGCCAAGUAGCCAUGUUGCACUUUUACCAAAGCCCAGGUUCAGCAGGCCUUUAAAGCCUCCUUCAUACGAGAUUCACCAGCAGACCAGGGGUAGCGCCGAAAUGCUUGCUAUAGACCAGGGGGCCAAACAAAAGGACAGAUCUAUCUACUACUCUAGGGGGGUGGAUUUGCGGCAAGACUAUUUCGCACAACACUCUGCCAUCUCUGGUAUGGAGCCACCUGGUUACAUUCCACCCCCCUCUUAUAAAAGAGCGCCACCCCCAAGAGCAGUUACUUUCAACCGCAAUGAACUGGCAAACUUUAGAUGGAGAGCUGAAACUUUGCAAAUGUCUAGCUCUGAUCCUGGAAGGUGGUUUUCCAGGCAGGGGAGUGGCUCAUGGUUGGAAUAUUAUGGAGAGCGCACUGCAUCCUAUAGAAAACAAGUUCAUUCUGGGCCUGAAGAAGAAACAGGUCAAACACGCCAAUUACCCAUUGAAGAACCAAGGGUGAAGCAAAUCUCAGGAGGGCCUAGCGGAACUUCUCUACCCGACUCAGACAAAAUCCAUAACAUCAACAAAGAGAUUCCAUCCGCUAAGACUUUAGGACAAUCUACACAUGAUAGUGCCUUUCCUUCCCAACAGCAGCCAGCACCCAAUACCGAAACACGCAAAGCAGCUCCCAGCGACAACGACAGCAGUAAUCGGUGGUGCAACAAGGUCAUUAGCAAGAAAAGUAACAGUGUGGGUCCUGAACAAAACCGUAGUCAAUUUCUUCCCUCGUCAAUUCUUGGUAAACCUCCACCACCACCAAGUAAGCUGCCAGACCAGGGUGUCUCUGAAACUGUGACAGAGGUAAAGAAAGUGGAACAACCAGAACCACAAGAGAAAGACAAAUCCAAGAACCUAAAAAAGAGACUUAGUGAAACUAUCUUCUGUUUGGUGUCUGUCCCUGCCACACCACAGCUCUGUGGGACAAUUCGUGAUCAGAAUAACAACAACGAGAAGUCGCCAGAUCCAGCAGGCAGUCCGAGUGACAACAAAACUGGCCAUUUAACAAACCAAAGUCUCCAAAGCACAUCUUCAGCUGAAGCUGAGCUGCAAGCACUAACUGGUAGCAUGGCAAGCAGUAAGACAAGCAGUAGAGCUAGCAGCAAAAUGUUUAAAAAACUACCCUGUAGACCACCUAAAAUAAACCAUUACAAGGAGCUGAAGCUGUCUGGAUCCUGGCCUGCUAAUCAAUAUAGAGACCAGGAGACUCAAACGAGCCCAGAGGCCCAAAAACCCACUUCUGAAAACAAGGAAGCACAACAAGAACCUGCCCCUCCUGGCACUGAGGUUGCUUCUGACAACAGCGGUGUAGUGGGCACUGCCUUUAGUUUUCCCAUACAAGGCGUAAAAAGUCUUAAAUUGUCAAGCAACAGCGCCUUCUCUCUGACCUCCACCUUCUCCAGCCAGCUGAACAAGAGCACAGUUCAGCAGCAAACAGUUCCACCUUCAGGAAAUGCGGAGGAGGCCAAACCAGCAGCCAGCAGCGGCCAAGAGACUUUUGAACAACUGCGACUGAAACCAACCACGCAACGACCAUGGGACGCUGUCAAAGAGCUGGAGAUGAUUCAGAAAGAAGUUCAAGAGGAACAGCAACAGCAGAUGAACAAGCAGCCCAGUGUUGACAAGUGCAUAGAGGAUCUCAAUGAGGCUUACAAAGACAUUUUGGAGCUAGGUACUGCCGGCAAUAAAGUCUCAAAUGGUUCAGUUCAAAUUCCUGAACGUAUCAAAAUUCGGCUAACAUCAGAACCUCUCAACAAGCCCAGCAGCCUUAGACGCAGUGCAGUAAGCUGGUCUGUUGACCCGGAAUACAGAGAAAUCAAGAGUGCUUUCUCCAGGCCAGCAACAAAGUCAGUAACAUUUAGCAAGCAGCUUAGAGAAGAACUUCCAGUCCCACCAAGGGAGACAGGCUUCAGAGAAUACAGGGUUGUUUCUCAUGUUUCACGUAGAAGGAGCAACGAUGGCAGGACGGUAAAACUGGACCUGCCAGAUGAGCCCAUUGAGACACCACUUUGUGACUUCAGCCCAACCACGCGCACCACAGCAGCUGAGGUGCCAUGGGCAGAUCGGCAACCCAUGCAAGAUGCCUCCACCCUUACUAGUCCUCCAGAUUACGAGGACAUAUGUCAGGCUUUGCGUCAGUCUAAAGAUCCGACGGACAAUAGAGGCUCUGCAGGCCUUUCCAGAUCUAAUGACUCAGAGCUUCUUCAAGACCUCAGUGCUAACUCUGAAGAAGAUUGCCCCAUUUGCAAAAGAGAGCUUGAGAAUCAAAUGAGACAGGGUCCAUUGCCUCCACUUCAUGAGGAGAACAGCUCAGACAGCUCAGCUAAUCAAAAUGGCAGUCCGCCACAAUGCGCUGCAUUAGCAAGUCCAGCAGAAAACUUGAAAACGGAGGAGCCAGGUGACUCUAGUUCAAACCAGUCAGGGUCAGAGCAGGGUGUUGAAACAAAAGAGCAGCAUUCCCUAACACAAGAAGGAGCUUGUGAGAAAUCUGGUGAUUCUGAAACGGAAAAUAUCAACAACUCUAAUCCUGCAGAGAGCCUACCAGCAAAUGAAGCUACAAAGGACUUUUUAUCUACAUCCUUAAGUUUAGCAACUGAUCUACCUGCAGAACCCCUAGUUGAGGAUAUUCAAAGUGUUAAUGAAACUGUUACAGAAGAUGUUGAGCUUAACAAGCAGAAAGCAGAUGAAGGAGGAGCAGCCAAAAGUAGUGCAGGCCAAAAGACAACUGAGAUGAAAAAUGAGUUGGAGGGAUGUUCAACAACCGAUGACAAGCAGGAGCAAGAGAAGAGGACAUUUUCUGUUUCAGACCAACGGGUUGCCCUACGAACUCACCUGGGGAGGGAGCAUCCAAGUCUACCAGAGUUUCCACCAGAAAGACUGCCUCUUUCAGUCCCUCCAAACCUAGACAGAAGAUUAUCUCUGAGUUUGGAGGGAGAAAGGAAGACCAAAGGGCCUUCCCACCGAAUCGAGGCGUUGCAGAACAAGCUGGCAAUUUCUCCAGGUCGUGUGGCUGUUGAGCGACUGGCCAGGAUGAGAGAGGUGGAUGUCAUUUGCCGUGUGAGACGCCUGAGCAUCAGGAGUACUGACUCUGGGGAGGGGGAGGCAGAAGGAGAGAACAAGGAAGUGGAGGAUCUGCAUCCUGAGCCUCCUGUAGACACAGAGAAAAAUCAAGAAAGCCCUCCUUUCCAGCAGGUCGCAAAGGAGACAGUGAUGCUAGAUGAGAAGAAAUCAUUGCUCUCAGGUGAGAACAGACAUAGUAGAAGUUGUUUACCCUCAUCAAACAUGUUGGGAGCUGUUGACAAUGACUCGCAUUAAUUGAUAGGUAAUUUUUUUUACUGUCCCUCCAAAUGUAGUUCAUUCUGAUGGUGACCACCACUUUAUUUCAUUUUGUAACCAACUGAAAUAAUUUUUUAGUUCUGAUCAUUUAACUUGAUAAAGAAAAGCAGUCUUUCCUACUGAUUAUGAAUAAAUAUUGUUGUUCUUCACAUCUCAGAGUCCCAUGAUCCCAGUCCAGGGAAGACAGUGUAGAAAAACCUCCUCCAUCAUCACCAUCUGAGGGUUUUAGCUCCAACACUGUGACCUGGCCACCUUCUAGAAUGCCUUCAUCUCAUCUUGACACUGAAAUGGCCUUCUUGUCCGACAAGAGCAUUGUGUACACCUUCACCCUCGGCGCUGCAUUGACUACUAAGAGUGCUGUUCCACUGCCAAAGGGAGUCCCUAUUAACCACCCCGCCUUUCCAAACUGAUUUCCCGCCUCCCCUUCUGCUCAUGCCCAACUCCAUCCUCCUAUAAGGUUUCUACUUGUUAGUCUUCUUGUAGCGGCUUGUCUUUUUCUAUACUGCCCCCCCCCCCCCAUGCUUUUCUCAUCGACACACAUUAUGCAAUUCUGUCAUGCAUACUAGAGCUUCUGUCCAUAGCGAAAAGCUGUUUGGCACUCUAAACAAACAUGUUUGUUUACGAAGGGAGCUGUUAAGGAUAUGAAUGUAAAUGUUUCUUUUAAAGCUUUUAUAGUCAUAGAAAGGUUUUUGCCACGAACCUGUUCUGUUGCAUUUAAACAACACCAAAUCAAACUGCGUACCUGAUUGUGGUAAGACAACAGCAGUUUUAGAACUGGACAUCACUGUCUUUGGCUAAAGAACUGUUUUAAUUUUCAGAUGAGGUAAAUGCGCCUUUUUUUUUAAAAGCCAUCAUCGCAUUUCUCAUUGCUUUUGUACACAUUGCAAACCAUAGAUCUCUUCAGUGAAGAGCGACUCUAUACAAGAUGACAUGAUAAAGCUAUUAUAUGAUACUGGUUCUACACAGAAGAGAGAAAACUGCCUUUUUUUAAGCCCGUGCAUAAUUCCUGGUCUGAUCAGGCGAGUUCUUUGAUUUGUCCCUGAUCAAUUCAAUGUAAAACUAAAAUUUCCAGGUAAUUUCAGGAAGCAAUAAAGGCACAGACUAAGUUGGUGAUCGGUAACUUUGUCUAACAAUGAUGGGUUUAGGAAUUUAGAACAAAAAAAGAACAAAAAAGAAACGUAGAGCAAUAUUGUGGAAUAGUGGAACUACCUGUAGGAACCCUUGUCAGAAGUCUUAAUGUGAACAUGUCAUUCAGACCGUAUUACAGGGAAAUGGAGUCGUGUCAGGGUAUAUGGGCGCUUAACAUAGGGUGGGUGCUUUAUUUCAUGAUAUCUAUCUAUCUUCAUACAUCUGUGCUGUAAAAAAACAAACAAAAAAAAACAUUUCACUAAAUAUUUAUUUUUGUUAUCAUCAAAUUGUUAAUCCGUUUGCAUAAUGUACAAAAUAAAAUAUAUUUUAAAUAUUUGAAGAGGAAAUUUUGUAUUUAACCAUGACGUUUUAUUUCUCCCUACUUAUAUUAAGAUGAAAGUAUCCUAUCUGUGUAUAGUAUCAUUCUGAGAGUAUACAUACUUUUUUAGUGCUUUAAAAUUUAUCAGAGCGAUAUAAGCUGGGAUGACCCUGUGGUGUGCCUUGAACACACAGUUCGAUUUCACUGAGCAAUUGGGUUCAUCACCUGGAGAGCUGAAAGGAUGGAAACUUUCUGAUUGUGCCAUAACUUUCCUAUCUGAAAGCGCUUCUUCAGAAGUUAAGACAUAAUUGUUGGACGCUCUUUGUGAUAUUUGACAUUUCAGUCCACCCUAACUGUAUUUCCUGUUAGAGGUCGAACACGACCUGUGUCUUUAUCUUUGUCUUUGUAUGUCUUCCAAUUUAUGUACUGUUGCGUUGUUAUGUUCAAUAAAAUGUGGAUUCUUUUCUUUUCCCUUCUUCCCACCCUUUCUUAAUUCUAUCCCUCUUUCUGACCCAUUCCUUUUCUUUCUAUCUCUGUUUCUUUCAUUUCAUGGAGUUUUAGAAAUUUCUCUUGUUACCAACACUGACUGCACAACAGUAGGAAGUAGUGUUUAAGUGUUCUAAGCUCCAAAUCAGCAAAAAUUAGGUACAGAUUUAAUAAAAUGAAGGAAGACAUUUUUGUUCAUGAUUUUUUUGUUCUCUUUUUUCUUUCACAUCAGCACUAUGGUAGGACUCUAUCAUCCAGAAUUGAUUGCUAUGUAGCAUUUUACAGUUGUAGCAUUUGAUCAACUCAGAUAGUUGCAUCUGAAUCACCUCUUGUACAAUAGAACCAUGUGUCGCAUUAUGUGUGUGUUGCAUUAUACACCCCAAAAUGCCAAAAAUGUAUGUUCUGAGCACUGUUUCCCACCGUCAUGACUUUACUGCUGCGCCUCCGGCUGCAGCAGUACAGUAGCAUUAUGGAUCUUUCAUGCUGUUUAUCUGGAAAAUGCAAACACUGAGUCUAAACUGUGAAGCUCCAAUAAAACCAGAAAUAGGAUUUAUGAGAAGAGGACAGUGUGAGCUUCAGUGUUUGGAGAUAAAUCCAGAGUCAGCAUCACAGGGAGGAGAAGCUGGCGUGCCAACGUUACUAACACAUCCCAUCUCCAGUUCACAAUGAGUACUGGAAGGCCUUGCCUCAGUUUUGUUUUGUUCAAACUGCCCCCCUAACAACCUUUAAAAAGCUAUUUCAGUGCGUACUCACCCCUGCCCCCCCUGCUCCCAAAAAUUGGCAUGUUGGGUACACUUGAACAUAGUGUCAUUUGACUUUUUGUACUGCAGGUUAGGUGCAAACAUGAAGUAAUUAUGCACACUUGUACUAUUUUAUAUUUUCAUAUGAGAUUUAAGUGCUUUUUUUACUCGCAGACAUCUUUUUUCUUCUUUGCAUGAUCUGCAAGAGGGAGGAAGAAAGAAAAUGUCUUACAUAAAGUAUAUUUGCAUUUGGUAAUCCAAUAGCAAACCCGUGGGCAAAAUAUUAUGUCUCAUAAUCUCAUUUACAAAACUAUGCCAAGUAUUCAAAAGCUAUUUUUAGAGUAAUUUAAGAAGGAGCUCAUUCAUUUUUAUUUCUUUGAAGACAUGCCUUUAUCUUUUUAUCUAUAAAUACUAGCAUAAUCCAUGGUCAUAUGAUUGUGCUACUGUUGUAUAUUACUGCAGUCUGAUUCAUAAAUAAACUCUUUGCAUGAAA
Molecule: messenger RNA, 10072 nt
Organism: Oryzias latipes (Japanese medaka)
Lineage: Eukaryota; Metazoa; Chordata; Actinopteri; Beloniformes; Adrianichthyidae
Gene: jcadb
Product: junctional cadherin 5 associated b
Biological process (GO): positive regulation of blood vessel endothelial cell proliferation involved in sprouting angiogenesis
Cellular component (GO): adherens junction; ruffle membrane
Source: RefSeq, a predicted model, not a curated record